Molecule: messenger RNA, 4844 nt
Organism: Orbicella faveolata
Lineage: Eukaryota; Metazoa; Cnidaria; Anthozoa; Scleractinia; Merulinidae
Product: DNA mismatch repair protein Msh2-like
Biological process (GO): mitotic recombination; mismatch repair
Cellular component (GO): nucleus; MutSalpha complex
Molecular function (GO): mismatched DNA binding; ATP-dependent DNA damage sensor activity; ATP binding
Source: RefSeq, a predicted model, not a curated record
CCUGAUUUUUCCGAGAACACCUUUACUUUCUAAAGUUUGAGCCACCAUAUCUCUCAACUCCGUGUCCUCUUCCGCCGACAUUUUGAAUUUUGUCCCGUACCCAGGCCUUACCGAGUUUAUUCGGAUUCCGAACUCAUGACGGAAUCUAACGAAAAGACACGUCGGAUUACGAGUUCCCGGAUGCCCGCCAAAUUUGUUACUCACGUGUGUCUAUUUCGGUCGUCCGCCAUUUUCUGGAAGAGACAAGAAGAACACUUCAUCCACUCCGUCGGAAAUCAUGGCUGUCCAACCUUGUCAACAGUUUUCUCUAGAUGGAGCGGCAGAACAAGGCUUCCUUGCAUUUUAUCGAUCAUUACCUGAGAAACCAGAGACAACCUUCCGCGUUUUUGAUCGCUCGGAUUAUUACACUGUUCAUGGUCCUGAUGCAUCAUUUGCUGCUAAAGAAGUCUUUAAGACUGCAAGUGUCAUUAAAUAUCUUGGGGCAGGAGAGAAGAAGGUUCCAUCAGUCAUUUUAAGCAAAAUGAAUUUUGAGAGCACAGUGCGCGACCUGCUGUUGGUACGUCAGUACAGAGUGGAAAUGUACCGUGCAAGUAAAGGAGGAAAGAAUACGUCAGCAUGGGAACUAGUUGCCAAGGCAUCUCCUGGAAAUUUGCAACAGUUUGAAGAUAUCCUCUUUGGAAACAAUGACAUGUCUGUGUCUGCAGUUGUCAUGGCAAUCAAGCUUGGUACAGAGAAUGGCCAAAGGAUUGUGGGUGCCUCAUAUGCAGAUGCUGCAGCAAGAAAGCUUGGAGUCUGCGAAUUUGUAGAUAAUGAUCAGUUUUCUAAUCUAGAGGCUUUGCUGGUCCAACUUGGUCCAAAGGAAUGUUUACUGCCACAACAUGACACAAGUGCUGAUGCAGCAAAAAUGCAGGAAGUGAUUCGGCGAAGCAAUAUUCUGAUAACUGACAGGAAGAAAGCUGAGUUUUCCAACAAAGAUGUGGUUCAAGAUCUGAACAGGCUUUUGAAGCUGGGCACAGCUGGAAACAGUGCAACACUAGCUGAGAUGGACUUGACACAAGCUACAUCUGCCCUAGCAGCCUUAAUUAAAUACUUGGAGUUUCUUGCAGAUGAGUCAAACUUUGGCCAGUUUCAUCUGAGUACAUUUGACCUUACACAAUUUAUGAAGCUUGAUGCUGCAGCUGUCAGGGCUCUUAAUCUUCUUCCCAACCCUUUAGAUGGAGGGAACAAGAGUAUGUGUUUGAUUGGUCUUUUGAAUAAGUGCAAGACAGCUCAAGGACAGAGAUUGGUGGCACAGUGGGUUAAACAACCUCUGAUGGACAAGAACAAAAUAGAGGAAAGACUUGAUAUAGUUGAAGUGUUCUUUGACGACACAGAAUUGAGACAAACAAUCCAGGAAGAACUACGUAAAGUCCCUGAUUUUUCUAGAUUGGCCAAAAAAUUCCAGAGGCAGAAAGCAAGUUUGCAGGACUGUGUAAGGGUGUACCAGGCCCUCCAUAGACUUCCCUCUUUCACAGACAUUCUCACAAGCUAUCAAGGAAACCACAAUGAACUUAUAAACGAAUGCUUCACAACACCCUUACAGGAUCUUGUACAGGAUUUUCAAAAGUUUACUGAAUUGGUGGAGACCACAGUAGACCUGGAUCAAGUAGAAAAUCACGAAUAUUUGAUCAAGGCUUCCUUUGACGAAGGACUGCAAGAAUGCAGAGAAAAGAUGGACGAGAUUUUAGAGCAGAUACCAGUGGAACUGAAUAAGGCUGCCAGAGACCUAGGUCUUGAAGCAGGAAAGUCAAUAAAAUUGGAGUCUAAUAACCAGUUUGGUUAUUUCUUUAGGAUAACAAAAAAAGAGGAAAAAGCAUUGCGAAACAGCAAGCGCUACACCACAAUAGACACAAGGAAGGAUGGCAUCAGAUUCAACAAUUCCACCUUACGGCAACUCAAUGAGCAGUUCCAAGCAUUUAAAGAAACCUACAAUGAUGUGCAAAGUAAACUUGCUAAUGAAGUCAUCAAAGUGGCUGGUACGUCCAGAAACCUUGUAGAUAUUUUGUCUAAACUUGUUUUGUUUACAGAGGAAAGACUUGAUAUAGUUGAAGUGUUCUUUGACGACACAGAAUUGAGACAAACAAUCCAGGAAGAACUACGUAAAGUCCCUGAUUUUUCUAGAUUGGCCAAAAAAUUCCAGAGGCAGAAAGCAAGUUUGCAGGACUGUGUAAGGGUGUACCAGGCCCUCCAUAGACUUCCCUCUUUCACAGACAUUCUCACAAGCUAUCAAGGAAACCACAAUGAACUUAUAAACGAAUGCUUCACAACACCCUUACAGGAUCUUGUACAGGAUUUUCAAAAGUUUACUGAAUUGGUGGAGACCACAGUAGACCUGGAUCAAGUAGAAAAUCACGAAUAUUUGAUCAAGGCUUCCUUUGACGAAGGACUGCAAGAAUGCAGAGAAAAGAUGGACGAGAUUUUAGAGCAGAUACCAGUGGAACUGAAUAAGGCUGCCAGAGACCUAGGUCUUGAAGCAGGAAAGUCAAUAAAAUUGGAGUCUAAUAACCAGUUUGGUUAUUUCUUUAGGAUAACAAAAAAAGAGGAAAAAGCAUUGCGAAACAGCAAGCGCUACACCACAAUAGACACAAGGAAGGAUGGCAUCAGAUUCAACAAUUCCACCUUACGGCAACUCAAUGAGCAGUUCCAAGCAUUUAAAGAAACCUACAAUGAUGUGCAAAGUAAACUUGCUAAUGAAGUCAUCAAAGUGGCUGGAGGUUACAGUGAACCGAUGCAACUGUUAAGUGACAUCUUUGCACAGCUUGACGCCUUGAUAAGCUUUGCACAUGUCUCUGCUAAUGCACCCAUUCCAUACGUUCGUCCUAAAAUCACCCCUAAAGGGGAAGGACACAUGAAGCUUGAGAUGGCGAGACAUCCCUGCCUUGAAGUUCAAGAUGACGUGGCGUUCAUUGCAAAUGAUAUUGCAAUGGAAAGAGGUGACAAGGAAUUCUUGAUCAUCACUGGUCCAAACAUGGGAGGGAAGUCCACUUACAUCAGGCAGACUGGGGUGAUUGUACUGAUGGCACAACUUGGAUGCUUCGUGCCAUGUAGCUCGGCCGAGAUCUCCAUCACAGACUGCAUUUUAGCUCGAGUGGGGUCUGGAGACAGCCAGUUAAAAGGCGUAUCAACAUUUAUGUCUGAAAUGUUGGAAACUGCUUCAAUAUUGAGGUCUGCCACAGAGAAUUCACUUAUCAUUAUUGACGAAUUAGGAAGAGGAACAUCAACGUAUGACGGCUUUGGACUUGCCUGGGCAAUUUCACAAUAUAUAGCCACCAAGAUCAAGUGUUUCUGUUUGUUUGCGACUCAUUUCCACGAGCUCACAGCCCUUGCGGAUGAAGUUACUACGGUGAGAAACCUUCAUGUUACUGCAAUGACCUCCAGUGGAACGCUGACGCUUCUGUACAAAGUUAAACCUGGCGUUUGUGAUCAGAGCUUUGGUAUUCACGUUGCAGAACUGGCGCACUUUCCAACAAGUGUCAUUGAUUUUGCCAGGCAAAAAGCAGCGGAACUAGAAGACUUUCAAGGCAGUACGGCGCAGUUAGGUGAUGGAGUGUUAGAUUCAGAGACUGGUACAUCGCCCGCAAAAAGACGGCGCCUGGCCAAGCAGGACGGUGAAGAAAUUAUCAAAGAGUUUCUCGGUCAAGUCGCAAAGUUGCCAGUCGAAACCAUGACGGAAAAGCAAACAGCCUGUGAAGUGUCGAAAUUAAAGGAACAGGUCCUGGCCAGAAAUAACCCUUACAUCCAAGAACUUCUUGUCAAAAUAACUGAAUUCCUGAACAAUUUAAUUGUCAAUGCUUUUUUUUAUGUUCUUCCAGGCGUUUGUGAUCAGAGCUUUGGUAUUCACGUUGCAGAACUGGCGCACUUUCCAACAAGUGUCAUUGAUUUUGCCAGGCAAAAAGCAGCGGAACUAGAAGACUUUCAAGGCAGUACGGCGCAGUUAGGUGAUGGAGUGUUAGAUUCAGAGACUGGUACAUCGCCCGCAAAAAGACGGCGCCUGGCCAAGCAGGACGGUGAAGAAAUUAUCAAAGAGUUUCUCGGUCAAGUCGCAAAGUUGCCAGUCGAAACCAUGACGGAAAAGCAAACAGCCUGUGAAGUGUCGAAAUUAAAGGAACAGGUCCUGGCCAGAAAUAACCCUUACAUCCAAGAACUUCUUGCCAAAUAGGAAUAACAAAAAGACAAGUGGACAAGGGCCGCUUUAGUUUGUGACGGUUCCUCGUAAAGCGUAAAUAUACAGUUUAAGUUCCGAAGACCUAUCGAUUCUUGACCAAUCACACUUGCGGGCGAACUCGCACAGUUGUCACGUGAGCGUGUCGUUCCCAGAAUACGUUUUGUUACCUGGCAACUGCUGGCUAAGACUGUGGGCUUUAAAGAUUUCGUAUUUGUUCUUCAGACUGUACUUUUCUAAAGAUGGAGAAAAAAAUAUUCGCAUAUAAAAUUGAACAAAUGCUUUCGUAGGACUGGAACAUUCCGGAUAAAUGUUCUCGCUGGAAUGAGUGGGAGACUGUCCAAGUUGUUCAGUUUUAUAACGCUUUUUGGAAACGAGACCAAACCCUUCCCUGGAAAUUUCUCUUCCAUUUCCUCCAAUGACGACUUAGAUAACAAGAAAACCAUCUAGCGGGGGGUUUUUCUUCGAAAGUGGAAAACGCUGGCAACUUAAUCGUAUCAUCGCACGGGAAAAAGUUUCCGUAACAGCAGCUUGUAGACGCGCAUUUUGACAGUUGUGAAAGAUAAACUAUCUGUAAUCGUAAAGAGAAAUCUAUAGACGUUGAGUAGUAAGAAAUAUUCCAGAAUAAAGUUAAUAGAUCAUA